AUUCCUCAUAUUCCUGGGCUCGAUAGCAGAGGUUCGCGGUGACCAAACGAAACCAGCGAAGACUUGGCGGAUUCACACACCUCAUGAAACUUUCCAAGGGCACGUCGAUGUUGGGUCGUGGCGUGAAGCGGAAGUGGAGCUGCCUGGAGGAGCUGGAGGCCGAGGUGGUACCUGCUGCUGUGGCAGAGGAGAAGGAGCAGAAUGGGGAGGAGGACAGGGUGGAGCAGGGCGGGCUCCUUGUGGGUCCACCCAAAUCUGACAUGAGCCACCGGCAGCAGCGUCAGCUUGUGCUUGGCCUCUGCUUGGAGAAGCUCCAGCGCUAUCAGGUUGGGAUGGAGCUGAGCCUUCGACGGUCCGUGCUGCUCAUCAACACACUCAGGCAGAUCCAAGAGGACAUGCGGCGUGACAGGGCGAUAACCUGCACAACGGACAUACUGCUCAGCGGCGUGCAGCCUGACUCCUGUCUUCUCAGGGACGACUUCAGGGAGGACAUGUCAAUAACAUGCCCUGGGUGUACAGAAGGCGACGUGUCUAAGUCUCCACCGCUGUCCCCUGAAAUCCCCUCCCAGGAGGCCAGCGGUUUGCCUGAUCAGCAGAAAUCGCCUCCUGCUGUGACAAACAAUGCUUUUAGUGAUGCAGUAAACGCCAUGGGCUACCUCAGCGACCUCGCCCUGGAUGACAUCUUUGAGGACAUUGAUACUUCGAUGUACGAGACUUCAGACCUGCCUUCUGCCUGGGUGUCAGGCCCUGUGUGGCCAGUCAGUGUGUCGCUCUGGGAAGAUGAGGAUGUGAAAAUGCGCACUCCUAGCCAUGGCUCACCUGGAAGUCUCCAAUCCUGUCUAAUGGAUCUGAAUGAGUUGGACCACAUCAUGGAGAUUCUGGUAAAGUCCUGAUUACCAACAGGAACCUUUCUGAACUUGUACUGCACUUGGCUGAUCAAGAAUUUAGAGUCUGAUAGCACCUGCCCUGGCUGAGGACACUAAAAGUGGAACUGUGGAACCAAGACUGAUUUGAGGGUCGAUGAACUUGAACGUGACCUUGGAUAUUUUAAGGCUCCAUCUGACAUUCUGGUUGAAAAUCUGUUUUAAUCCUGCUUAAAGUGAGUUUUAGGUAGAAAACAACAUUAAUUCUUGCAUGCAAUUCAUUUAUAAGGAACCAUCCAGCAUCUUAUGUACAGUCUGUUCACCAGUUUGUGCCUCAAAUGAGAAAUGAAAUAUUUAUUAGAAGAAGAAUGCAGUUUAAAAUGAUCAUGUUCCACUUUAAAACACUUUAGCACUGUGCUGCUGGUUAGCACUCCACUGGAUAACUGACCAGACAGGCAAUAAUUUUGAUAAUUGAUUAAUUAUAAAAGUUAUUCAUCAAGCUAAAAUGCAAACUGGGUUUUGGACUGCCGGUCAAGCUGAAGAGGUCACCUUGGCCUCUGGAAAAUUCUCUUUACUAAUUUGUGACAUUUCAUAGGUCAAACAGUUAAUCAGUUAAUUGGGGAAAUAAAUGCCUGGCAGAUUAAUCGACGAACAUAUCGGUUAAUUACAACUUUACAGCAAUCAAAUAUGACAGUGGAUGUACAUUUAGCAGAAGUACAUUUUAGCUGGGACAGAAAGACCCAUUUUAACAGAUCAGGUAACUUUCCUUUAUGAGAUUUGUGAAUAACCUGUAGCAGCUGAAGAGGCAGGCAUGUCUAAAUGAAGAGUAUUGCAGCACUUGUAAGAGAAGUGUUGUAACAGACGGGACAUCACAGAUGCCACAGAUCAGUGUAAGAGCAUCUGUGGUGGGUUGUCCUUAAUUCAGUAAAACUGUAAAUGCAGAUGGAACCUUACAUUUCCAGCCUGAAGUGUUUAUGCCACUUUUCUCUCCUGUUUUAACAAGUUUUUAGAAAAAGCAGCAACAGCAUCCACUGCUCAGGAAGAAGGAACCUGAGCUGUCACAGUUUGUGUGUCACUCAGUCUGUUAGAUCAGACCUGGGUUUAUUAUUAAUUGAAAUCUCUUCAAUUACUUAAGAGAGGGCGCUUCAGCUAGCCAGGAGGGCAAAGGCCUGGCUUUCCUUUCAGUAUUAGGACUGCAUGGUUUUUAUGACACCACGUAGGAUGUUUAAAUUAGAAACUGACAUCAGCCAAAAGUCUGUGUGGCUGAGGUGGUCGUCCAGCAGUCGCCGGACCUGCGACAUGUCAGUGUGGCUGCUGAAACGGAGGAUGUGGCCAUUGAGUGUGGGGGUUUACCAGCAAAGGACGUAAGCUUCCAGUCCCCGGAGAUCAUAUCAAAGGAAGUGGGGAAAAUGGGAUGCUAAUUAGUUGUUUAAUUAGUUGGAACGCCUUUAUCUAAUGUUAUUUUUAUUUAUGAAAGAAAAAUCAGCCUCAGACUGCAGCAGAUAUUACGUGUGCUUCUACAUAGAGACUAUUAUUUUUGUGUGUGUGACUUAUAAUUUAGAUUCAUUUUAGACUGUCAGUGUACUGGCUACCAUGUCAACCCUUUUGCACCAUUUGUGACACCAAAUGGGACAAACUAUCAGAGCCUGUACAACAAAUAAUACUCGUCCUUUCACCACGAGGAUGAUUUCAACAGUUUUUCCUCUUCGGCAGCUUAUUUAUGGUAAAUCCAACAUGUUGUGAAUGCAGUUAAAACAUACUUUAAAUAGUAAUGUAGUCUGAUUCUGACUGAGCUGUUUGCUUCAAGUCAGCCAUCAGGGCAACUUUACCAUGUCUGAAAAUUGUAAAUGACAGCAGAAGCCUAUGUAUUUUUAUGGCAUUGAUGGUGUAGGUUUUUAUUAUUUUUACCAGUUUUAUAUGUGUUUCUAUCUGAAACUCUAAUCUCCUGUCCAGUAGAAGAGAUACAGUGAGUGAAAGGUCAUGACGAAUCAGAUGCUUGACCUUCACUAUCUGUGGUUUACUCCUGUUCUACCUCCUGACAUCUGUUUGUAGUCAAUUUACCUGGACACUCCUGUUUCACACCCAAAGCCAUGGACUGUCUGUCACUGAUAGAAAUCACUUAGUGUUGUUUAUUUCAUACUUUGUUCUUGGCUACAACUCCAAUGCUUCCCUGUCAGACCAAAGUAAUCCAUCCUCAUCUCUAUCUCUUGUCUCAUGUCGACAGCAUGCCUUACUACUGAACCUAAUUUUCAUUUGUGUUGAGGUUUUUCUGGCUGUCUGAGCUUCAUUGAUUAAAAACCCUACUGUGGUGGAGUGUUUUGUAAAGCACUCAAAGCCAGAACCAUCAUCAUUUCUUACCCUCUUCUUGGUCUUUUUCUACACUCGGUGAACACUACUGGCAAAAAAUGAGUUUAAUGUAUCCUGACAGGCUGACAGUGAACUAACUAGCUGACAGAGGAGGUGGCAGUGAGGGCCAGUGGGGAAAAUAAGAGGAGGACGAGGAGGACGAGGAGGAGGAGGAGGGGUGGGAUUAGGCAGCUUGCGUCACUUGUUCAGUAGGAGGGGCUGUGAGCUUGUUUUGCCCAGACUCAGACCAUGGACCAAUCACAUGAGAUGUAUGAGGAGCGCACUGCUGCUUCAACAACAACUUGUUUUGGCUCCAUGGCACCGAACUGUAGUACAGUGCGAAUCAUCUGGAUUUCAGCCUGUGAAAUAAACCCACUUGUUUGUUUUCUCAUGUACAUAAUCCAUCUGAUGGGACUGAAAAUAAUGAACAGAGAGCUACAGUGUUAUUUAUAAUUGUAUGAAAGUGCAGUGUCCAUAGUAAAGCACAAACUGUAUGUGGUUGAUGCUGAUGUAAAUGUGUAAGUGAAGGAUGAGGUUGCUGGAUAAUGAGAUGAUAAUUAAUAAUGUAUUGUAUUUUUGUGGAAUAUUUUAUAGAUUUUAUUCAGUAAUACAGUAAAAAUGCA
This is a messenger RNA of Monopterus albus (swamp eel), 3832 nucleotides long. RefSeq names its product cell division cycle-associated protein 4. The transcript has 2 exons. Bases 84 to 893 code for a protein of 269 amino acids. NCBI's taxonomy places the organism in Eukaryota, Metazoa, Chordata, Actinopteri, Synbranchiformes, Synbranchidae. Gene Ontology annotation, cellular component: nucleus. Gene Ontology annotation, molecular function: transcription regulator activity. The record is from RefSeq and is a predicted model, not a curated record.